Tripterygium wilfordii is the source of this 3335-nucleotide messenger RNA. RefSeq names its product berberine bridge enzyme-like 22. The coding region runs from base 392 to 1969 and encodes 525 amino acids. Gene Ontology annotation, molecular function: oxidoreductase activity; FAD binding. The transcript has a single exon. The record is from RefSeq and is a predicted model, not a curated record. Lineage: Eukaryota; Viridiplantae; Streptophyta; Magnoliopsida; Celastrales; Celastraceae.
GAUUUUCUUUCCUUCUUCUGGGUUAACUUAAUCUUGUAUCAAACAAAAAGGCCAGCCAUUGUUGCUAAGCAAAUCGUUUUCUUUAGGACAGAAAAGGAAAUGGAGUCACUUGUCACUGCCAACCUAUCUUUAUCUCUUCCUCUGUCAUCUUUGUCUCUCUAGAAUGCUCAGAUUCACAGUGUACAUGAAUCCAAGCAACGAUUGCUGUAUUGGAAAAAAUAGGAAGGAAAAGCCGCAGCAGAAGUUGACAGCCGGCUUAUAUUUGAUUAUCUUCAAUUUCUAUAUAGGAAUCAUCGCCAUUUAUCAGUACAAAAUCUCAUCAAAACAAAACCACUAGUAUAUAUGCCUAUACUUGGAAGACUCCCAAGUGUUCAACUCCAAAAAGAGAGAAAUGAAACACAUUAUAAUUCGAGUUCUGCUUUUACUUUCUGUUUCAUUGGCAACUUCUAAUCUAAUCCAUGAAGAUUUUCUGCAAUGCAUGGCAACCCAAUUCAGUGCGUAUACCAAAUCUUUGGAAAUCAUCUUCACUGGUAACUCUCCUUUGUAUUCAUCUCUCCUGCAAUCUUCUCAGCAAAAUCCAAGAUGGUUGAAUUCCACAACCCAAAAACCUAUUAUGAUCAUAGUACCAUUCCAUGAGUCUGAAAUUCAAGCAGCUAUUGCAUGUAGUAAAGUGCAUGAACUACAAGUCAGGGUUAGAAGUGGUGGCCAUGACUAUGAAGGCCUAUCCUACAGAUGCAAAGCCCCGUUCAUCAUUAUCGAUCUCAUCAAUUUCCGGUCAAUAGAGAUCGAUUUACAACAUGAAACAGCAUGGGUGCAAUCUGGGGCAACGCUUGGUGAGCUUUACUAUGCCAUUGCAAAGAUGAGUAAUGUACAUGGAUUCCCAGCAGGAUUAUGUCCUACUGUUGGGGUUGGUGGGCACUUUAGUGGAGGUGGGUUUGGUACCUUGGUGAGGAAGUAUGGCCUUGCAGCAGACAAUAUUGUGGAUGCUUACUUGAUUGAUGUCAAUGGAAGAAUUCUUGAUAGAAACGCCAUGGGAGAGGAUUUGUUUUGGGCCAUUAGAGGAGGUGGAGGAGCAAGCUUUGGAAUCAUUCUCUCAUGGAAAGUCAAGCUGAUUGGAGUACCACCAAUUGUGACAUGUUUCACCAUAUCGAAAACAAUGGAGGAAGGCGCUUCUAAGCUUGUCUAUAGGUGGCAAUACAUUGCAGAUAAACACCAUGAGGAUCUAUUCAUCAGAAUACUUGUACAAAAUAUAGCAGGAGAAAGCAAGGGGAAUAAGAAAAUCAUCCAGGCUUCCUUCAAUUCAUUGUUUCUUGGGCGAAUUGACAGGCUGAUUCAAUUGAUGAAUGAAAGCUUCCCGGAGUUGGGAUUGAAGGCUGAGGACUGCAGUGAAAUGAGUUGGAUUGAAUCAACCCUAUAUUUUGCCGGUUUUCAAAAGGGGCAGCCUCUUGAGGUAUUGCUAGGCAAAACUCCAUUAUACAAGAGCAAUUUCAAGGCAAAAUCAGACUUUGUGACACAACCUAUACCUGAAGAUGGGCUAGGAGGAAUAUGGGAGAUAUUUUUGAAAGAAGAAAUGGCUUUCAUGAUAAUGGAUCCUUUUGGGGGAAGAAUGAACGAAAUUUCAGAAUCUGAAAGCCCGUUUCCACACAGAAAAGGCAAUUUGUACAAUAUACAAUACCUAGUCAAGUGGAAUAUAGAUGGGCAAAGAAAAUCAAAAAGGCAUGUAAAGUGGAUUAGAAUGCUUUACCAGUAUAUGGAGCCAUAUGUUUCCAAGUCUCCCAGGACUGCAUAUCUCAACUACAGGGAUCUUGAUUUGGGGACCAAUAAUCAUGCCAACACAAGUGACUCGGCAACAAUUGCUUGGGGAAUGAAGUAUUUCAAGGGCAACCUGGAGAGAUUGGUACAAGUCAAGAGCAGAGUUGAUCCAGACAAUUUCUUCAGAAGUGAGCAGAGUAUCCCUGUAACAGUGUAACUUCUUAAGGGUUUGGCAAAUAAAAAUAAACUCGUCAAGAUAUGAUAUUAUUACAAAUUUUGGAUGAAAGAAAAAAAAAAUCUCUCGCCUUGUAGGACAGACAUCCCAACUGAAUGUCUUGAUGAGCACAUCCAUUACCCUUUGACACAGAGUAGGUCAAGCGGCCUAUUAGAAAACUUUACAUCUGGGGCAUCCGCCACACAUAUUCUUUGACAUUAUCUCAUUUGAGUUUACUCCUUAGCCAUUAAAAUUUUAUGUUAACUAUCAACCUCUCAACAGCGAUGAAAAACAGUCGCAGGACAUCAAAAAAUCAUCUCACAGUCAAAGUUAACAGUUAGAAAUUCACUCUUUGAAAAGAAAUUAAAACAGUCAACAAUCACAUUUGACAGUACCAUAAACUAACCCAGACUCGCAACCAAAUGCAAGGUAACAACAAGGCACCCAAAAUUAGAAUAGAAGAUGACAAUGUAAAACACGACUAGUAUGUAUCCAAAUAGUACACAUAAUAAGUGUACCUUUUCUUCUAUAAGAGAUAAUAAUGUAACUGAACGCACGCUCUUUGUAAAUCUUCAGGUACUUGGAUCGAGCAUCUCUUCUCAAGCAGCAUGUCGAGGAGCACAAACGUCAAAAAUCAAAUAUGAGUCCCCCAAACCAUAAGGAUCCAUCCCAAGAAAACUUAACCGCCCCUAAUAAGUAGUUUACUUGAACUUCUUAAUAAGAUUUACACAUAAACAAGUGAUUCCUUGCAAUCUCUAUUAUUCCAAAACCAAAUAGGAUUCACAAUAAGCAAAUUUCAUUUCUUGUAUUGUUUUUCUCAAAAAAUUCAACAUCAGUUAAGGCUACAUUUGUAUAGGCAACAUGGAUGGAAAUGAAAAUAGAUGCGACUUCAUUUACAUAUUUACUCUAGCAAAAAUGGCCAACAGAAAGCACUGCCAUAAGCUGUCUCAAAAAUGCGCCCAGCCACCCAUACCUCAGGAAUUUCCAACCAUUCUAACUUAAUGGCAUACAAACAAUUUGCAUUAACAAGUUCAAACUAUCAAUAACUAGCCUCAUAGUAUCCAUCUCAUUUCGGACGCGCACCAGCAGGUCGUAGGAGGCUAAAUGACAAGGCCUGUUGCUCCUUGCUAAGCCGACAAAACCAGUUUCGUAUAUGAUCAGCUGUAGCUGACUGAUAUGGAAUGGGUGUACGCAUCAGAUCAUCCUGAACAACUUUCUCAAACUCGAGAGAGAAGCCCAAGCAAAGCAUUCACAGUGGCAAUUUGUAUGGGAAGACCUACUAUAGUAGAAUCCCGCCACAGGAAAGCACACAACUUACAUCUCAAGUGUUCAACUCCUUUAUCUUCAAAUCCACCAGCAUCAACUCCAA